AGAAACCAUUAUGGCAGAAUACUGUAUGUAUUUUGUUGCUGUUUCGCAUAUACAUAUGGAACUUGACCGAGGUGUCCGUAAGAAGUUUGAAUACAACUUAAAUAGGUUAACGUUUAAUUUAUGAAACAAAAUGGUCGAGGAAUUGCAGAAUAAAUUUCAGAGUGAACUGGAAAAAUUGAAAUCUUUGCAGAAAGAAUACAGCAAAAUGGUGACUCAACGACAGAGGCUAGACGGCCAGCUGAAUGAGAACACGGGCGUGAAGCAGGAGCUGGAACUGAUGAAGAGUGGGGGCGAGGUGUACAAGCUGAUUGGUCCGGUGUUGGUGAAGCAAGAGCUGGAGGAGGCUAAGCAGAAUGUGGCCAAGAGAAUGGACUACAUCAAGAGCGAGCUAAAGCGGCUGGAUGACCUAAUAGUGACGAUGGACAAGAAGAUGGACGGACAGCGCGAGGCAACCAGCAAGGCUCAGCAGGCGCUGCAGCAGGUGCAGAUGAAGACCGUGAAGGCCUAACUCUUUCCUCCCUCCCAUGUGGCCGCAUCACCCCCAUGUGUUCUGUUCCCAUUAGACGGGCCAUGAGAAUGUUUCACUUUAUCUCAAAUAAGUUAUUUAACUUUUGUGGAAACUUUGUUUCCUUGCCAAAAAAUUUUAGAAAUUGCGUAACAUACAAAUUUAUGAUGCAUGUAAAAAAAUUACUGGCUGAGUAUUGUUUACAUCUUAAUAUUGUAUAAUCUAAAGAUUUAUGUGUUUCUUUAAUAAAUUAACAAGUGUCAUUUGUUAAA
This is a messenger RNA of Bacillus rossius redtenbacheri, 777 nucleotides long. It is a transcript of the gene Pfdn6, whose product is annotated as prefoldin subunit 6. Gene Ontology annotation, molecular function: protein-folding chaperone binding. The coding region runs from base 131 to 508 and encodes 125 amino acids. The record is from RefSeq and is a predicted model, not a curated record. Gene Ontology annotation, cellular component: prefoldin complex; cytoplasm. The transcript has 4 exons. Gene Ontology annotation, biological process: protein folding; chaperone-mediated protein complex assembly. Lineage: Eukaryota; Metazoa; Arthropoda; Insecta; Phasmatodea; Bacillidae.